UCUGAUUGCACUCGUGUGUGCUUCUGUAUACCAACCCAUUCACGCGGAAGAAGAAACAAUUUGUUUGGGGGUCACGUGAUAAUCUGGCCUUCCCAUUUUUCACAUGUGAAAAAUGGAAUUCCACUCACGGGAAGCGAAAAAUCACGACCACGGAAGUGGCAGUGUUGCCAGCACGCACCCAACCGUCGCGGUGGAAUCCACCUCCCAAGCAACAGCAGCAGUGCACAGGUUGUCAACACACUCCGCUACCCCAGUGUCGGCCGUCGGUGCCCGCUGCCUGGAACUCGUCGGCCAGCUCGUGGCACUCGAGACACGGCGCAUGUCACACGGCACCAGUGGCAGCACGACCGGAGACGGCCCAGUGAACGUAUCGUUGGUUGAAAUCGGCGAUCUAUGCUUCGCUACCAAGGUGAACGAUAAACAAAUUAUCUUCUGCACCAGGCAACGGCGGCCGUGCACCGAAACGGGGGUGAACAGUGGCCACCAGGAUGUUAGAAAAGGGCCUGGCUCGGUAACGGGCGGUUCAGUUCCUCGUCAGUUGUCAGCCGGAGCGGAUCGGCAGCCUCGAGCAGAAGUCGUAGCGUCGUGCAGCAGUGGUAGUGCUAGUAGCGGUGGUAGUAGUAGCAGUGCGGUGGUAGUAGCUGUUAGUGUUAACCGGUCCGGUGAGCUAGUGGAUAGUUGGUUCCUAGCGGGCGGCAAACAUUGGCUACGGGCGUCCGACGAAGCGGGUAGUGUCGACGAUAGUGCGGCAACGGUGGCCGCCCAGUGGAGCAGCAGGGCCGGCAAUCUCGACCGGAACGACGAUCCGGAUCCGCCGGUUAGACUCAUCUUCGACGACGGUGGUACCAUCAACCGACGGACGACGAAAGGUGGUCGUGGAGCUCAGCAGCAGUUGGAACAGUUUUGUGUCAAGUGCCGUGUGUAUCUGUUCGAGCAUUUUGCAAAGUUUCGCAGCAACGUCGGCGUGAUGUCACGCUUGAAUGGUAAAGAUUGUGCUCCGAGCCUAGGUUUGCGCCACUCGGAAGGAGGCGGUGGUGGUGGAGGUAGUACUUUAGCUGAUCGCUCCAAGAAACCGUUCUCGAGACCGUUUAACAAGAGCCGGCUGCAGCACGAACCGUCGUCAACAACUACUGGUGGAGGUGUAAGUGGAACAGGCGGCCCGCCAGCAACAACCGGUAGGAUGCCGUCCAGCACGGGAAGCAGUAGUGGGCCACCGAGUGCGGCUGACACGAGCGCACUCAUUCGUCAGAACAACGAGCUGCGCCACCGGCUCCAGGAGGAGGCCAACAACUAUCGGCGCCGGCUAGAAACGUACAAGCAGGCGCAAAACAACCAGGCGGCUCUGGUGAGCCGGCUACAGGCAAAGGUAUUGCAGUACAAACAGCGCUGCUCGGAUCUGGAACAAUUGCCACCGAGUGCUGGUAGCUGUUCGGGUGGUGGUGGAGGUGGACGCUAUGCUGGAGGGUCUGCGAGUCGCGAACCUUCGCCCGGAUCAAGACAUCUGCAUCAUGCACACCAUGCUCCGUCGCCGCCUCCAUCGGCAGGGGGUGGUGGUGGUGGCGGUCCCAUCUGUUCCGAUGUGACUGGAGGGCCGCUCAGCUUGCCCUCGGCAUGUCCGGUAGCGCGUGAACGCGCUCGAUCACGAUCCCGGUCGCAGUCACCGUGCCGGAAGUAUUCCGAGGGAUCACACGACGAAAUUCGCCAUCAGCUUGACGAGGAACGACGACGUUGCGAAAAACUACUGGUCGAGAACUCCUGCCUGCGACAGCAGUUAGAGGAGUCUCAUCGUACCAACGAAGCAUUAACGAACGAUCUCCAGAAGCUUACCAACGACUGGGAAAGCUUACGUGAUGAACUGUUGAGCAAGGAAGACGAAUGGAAGGAGGAAGAACAGGCUUUUAACGAUUACUACAACAACGAGCACACGCGACUGCUCAAGAUGUGGCGCGAGGUGGUUCAGGUACGACGGAUGUUCAACGAGAUGACGUCCACAACCAAGAUGGAGCUGGGACGGAUGCAUCUCGAGCUUUCCGGUACGGUGAGAGAAGUGUCUGGCGCUUGCAGUGGCGUUUCCGUCAAUCUCAAGCAAUCGUCCAAAUUUGAGGAGGCCCAACAAAUGCACAUUGAGCGUGAAAACAUUGAACUCAAGUCGCAACUGUCCGAGCUGCGGCUGCAGUUCGAGGCGGCCAAGCAAGAGAUUGGCCAACGGGAUCAGCGGCUGCAGCAGAUGGCACAGGAGCUGAAGCUGCUGGACGAUCGCUACACCCAAGCCGACAGCCAGGCAGCCCAGGCCCAUCGCAUGAACGAUGAGCUGGAACGGCUGCAGGCUGCACUGCGCGACAUAGCCCAUGCCGUGGUGCAGGAUGCGGAAACGAGUGCUUCCGCCGACAUGGGUGGUUGUGGUGGUGGUAGUGCCGGCGAAGGGGGGCAACACCAUCUUCACCUCUCACAACCAAUCGUUUCGCCCGGAGUGGCUCCUCGAUCGCCCAAACGUGCGUCUGGCGGGAUGGCCGGAACCGGCGGCAGUCUGCGAGCGUCGCAGGCAUUUGCCGAAGGGACGAUUUCGGCCGUCCAGGCAGCGCUACACAAGUACCAGCUAGCCAUACACGAUCUGCAGGUUAAGCUGCAGACGAACAACGACGCACUGAAGGCCACCCGGAAGCAGUACGACAGUUGCGAGCAUGCACGGGACACGCUGUCUGGGAAGGUUUCGGAGCUAACGGAAAAGCUCGACUCGGCCAACCAUCAGCUCUCGGAACUGUACAAGGAGCGGGACAGUCUGCAGAAGACGCUGGAUGGUUUGCGCUCGGAUAAGCACACGGUUGAACGGGGCAAGGCGGAACUGAACUCCAUCGUCGAUAGUUUAAACACCGAUUAUGAGAAGCUACAGAACGUCAAUAGUAAACUGCAGAAGAUGUACGACGCGUUAGAGGAGGAGAAAAAGAUGAUUGAGCUGGAGCUGCAACGUGUGCAUAAAGAUAAAGAUAUUCAGGAAAUGAAUUUGAGAGCGGAAGAGGAACGAUGCAGUCGGCUGCGCGAGGAAACCAUAACCCUUCGCGAAGAGUUGAACAAACUGUACCUUUCUCGCGAUUUGCUCGAACAGCAGCGCAUUGAAUCGGACGGGUUGUUGAAUAUGCUCGAGAAGCAGAAACUUGAGUUAGAAUUCGAACUAGAUCGCGUAACUGGCGAACGUAAUGAGCUACACAGCACCCUGGAAAAGCGUACCAACUCUAACGAACACCAGGAGCAAGAAAUUCGUCAGCUCAAAACGACCGUAGCGCAACUAGACGAAGAGCGGGGCAAAUUGCGUGCCCAGUCCAGUGACCAAAGUGCGGAUUUGGCCUCACUCAAGAAAGAACUCAUCAGUGCUGAACAGGCACGGCUUGAUCUCGACUCAGAAAAGUUAGCCAUCAGCGAACGGUUGAAGUGUCUCGAGAUGGAAAAGGACAAAAUUGAAGCGGAACUAAGCUGUGUGGCUCGCGAGCGCAAUGAACUCAGCAAUCAGCUUGCAACUAUUUCACGCAAAAAGGAAACCAUCGGCGAGGAAGUGAUGCGUCUACGGCAGCGGCUAGAACAGUCGAACGAGAUGAACGGCCGGCUGAACCGCUCCCUAGAGGAAUUGGUGAAGGAGAGCGAAGAAAAGACGGUCACAAUCGAAGGACACGAGAAGGAGCUGCAACGGCUGCAGGAACAACUUGCAUCGCUGCGCAGCGAAAAGGAAUCCUUGGAAGCCGUGCUUUUCGACACGAACACAUCGCUCGAAGAAGCUGAAGCCAAGAAGGAUGCUCUGGAGCGCGAAAAUCAAGAUCUGCUCAUCAAACAGGAAUCGCACAAAGCGCUAAUCGCUCGGCUCAACAAAGACCUCGAGAACGCGGAACGCCGCGCACAGGACAUUAAGAUACAGCUGACAAACGCAGCCGCCAAUCAGGAGGCCGAAUUCCUGCAGAAGCUCUCGAAUCUGCGCACCUUCAGCGAGGAAAACAUUAAAAAGCUCAACGACGAGAAAGAGCAGAUUCGUCAAUCGCUGGAAAAACGUAUGCAGCAAUCGCUCCAAGCGCUAGAAAGCGCCAAGGAUGCCGAGAUUCGACAGCUGCGAGAGCAGUUUGAAACAUUGCAGCUACACCUGGAUGCGCUGAACCAGCAGCACGAGGAAGUGAUUUUACGGGCCGAGAACGAAAAACAGCAAGCACUGCUGAUUGCUCACCGGGACAAGCAGGCAGUAAUCGAAAAGCUGGAAGUCACGGCACGCGAACUCAAGAAUGAGUUGGAGAACGGUGACCGUUUGAAACGGGAGAUGGCCGCGCGGCAGGAGAAAGACCGCACAACGAUCGGGUGCCUGCGGGACGAAGUCACCAAGAUGCGCACCAAGGCCGAAGAGGCGCGCAUUCGAGCGGAAGAGGAAAUGAAUCGACUCGAGGUGGUGGCAGGAUCACUGCGUGAAGAGAAGGAAACGCUGCUCAAGGAUGCAGAGGAAUUGAAGGUUCAACUGCGCCUGUCCGAGGACCGUUGUGAUGCAUUAAACCAUCAGCUGCAAGAUACACAUCGCAAACUAAAGGAAGCUGAAAAUAGCACAGAUGCUACUAGGAAGGAUCUAACGGACACGAGACGGACACUGGCAGACAGCAACAUUGAAAGGGACAAGUACGCCAACAGCAACAAAGAACUGCGUGACCACGUGAAACGUGUUGAGGAACAGCGUCGUCAACAGGCACGCACCAUUGAGGAUGCUCUGGCCAAAAUUUCUUCUCUUGAAGAAACGCGCAACGGACUGGAGCAGGACAAGGUGCGACUGCAGACAAUACUCAAAGAAACCGAAACGAAUGUCACCAAACUGAACCAGGAGCUGUCCAAUGCUCAGACGGACAUACAAAAGUUCCAGACGGACACGAGCCAAAAGGAUGCCUCGGAGAAAGAGCUGCAGGCCCGUCUGGCAAACGAAGGCGAGGAGAAAGAACGUGUGCUGGCGGAGCUACACCAGAUCAAGAAGCAGAUGGCCGACCUUGAGGGUACGCUGUGCGCCACACGCCAGGAACUUGGCCGAGCGCGUUGCAAAGCGAACCAGGACGAGCAUCGGUUCCAUCAGCGCGAACAGGAACUGUGCGCUCGCAACGAGGAGGGCCGUGGGCGUGAGAAACGCCUCGAGGACCAGAAACACAACCUGGAGGUGUGUCUGGCCGAUGCGACACAGCAAAUCCAGGAGCUGAAGGCACGCCUCGGAGGCGCCGAGGGACGCGUUCGUGCACUCGACGAACAGCUGGUACAGCUGGAGUGUCAAAAGAAGGAGGUUGAAAACAAGCUCAGCUCGAUCGGACACACGUUGCGCCGUAUUGCGGGCAUCCAGAUGGACGGUUCCGUCAGUCUGCCGUACCGUCUGAUGAGUCCGUCUCGUCGCUACAGUCCAGCGCGUGGUGGUACCGGUGGUCGUUCGGAAGGUGGUGAACAUCAUCAUCAUGACCGUCACCAUCACGGGCAUCAUCAUCAUCACCACGGGCAUGAGACACGCAGUCUGUCCGGUGAGAACGUGCUGAUCGAUGUCGAUCCGGAAAUGGUACGCAAGGGCGUCCGCUCGCUCAUGCAGCAGAUUGCGCACAUUGAGCGCGAGCGGGAUGAUUUUAAGGUGCAGCUGUGUACUGCCCGCAAGCAGCUACAGGAAGGUAGCGAUGCACAACUGCGUCUCGAGACGAAGAUCAACAAACUGCAGCAACACGUGCGGGCAGUGCACGAGGACAAAACCAAUCUGGAGGCUCGAUUGGCGCAGAAAACGAGCGCUUUACAAUCGACCGAAGAGACACUUCGCCAAAAGUCGGACGAACUGACGGCUUUGCGUGAAAAAGCUACCCAGCUCGAGCAGUCGCUGACGAGCACAACCGAGGAGCGAACGCACCUGGAGGAACGGUUGGACAAAUGUCGCCAGUCCGGUGCGCGGCUCGAGUCGGACAAGCGCCACCUGCAGGACGAACUGGCUCGCACGGAAGCCCGUGCCACCAAGCUGGAUCUGCAACGAGUCGCUCUGGAGGGUGACAUACAGCGGCUGCAGAUGGCAAUGCAGGAGAAGGAUUGUACGGUGCGCAAUCAGCAGGAACGGUUGGAAAAUCAGCAGCGCUCACUGACCCAGCUGGAGGAUCGCUGCGUAGCGCUCAAGAGCACGGUCGAUCAGCUGAAGGAGCGGCUGCAGGCAGCAGCCAUCACCGAAACGGAACUGCGCGGUGAAAUCAGCGGCCUGCAGCGGCACAAUGCCGACCAGAGCCACACGUUUGCGCUCGGCCAGGACAAGCUGAAGCAGCUGCAAAAGACGCUUAGCGGCAGUGAGAAUGAACGAAGAGUGCUGGCCGAACGUUUGGACGCUGCCCAGCAUACAAUUAACGAGCUGCGCCGUAACCAGCAGGCCUCCCAGGACAGUACAACACGGUUGCAGGAGCAGCUCGCCGAGUGUGAGGUGCAGAAGUCGACGCUCGAGAGUCAGCUGCGGCUUGCGAAAUGGAAUCAGGAAACAAGCGAACAAUUGGCAGCCACGGGAGGCAACCUCGGCGGUGGCAGUGGUGGUGCUGGUGGCAACACAUCCGGUGAUCAGGAGCUCACUCGCCAGUUAAUAAGUUCACAGCGCGAACGUAACGAACUGCGCAAUAAGGUGGAAGCACUGAACGAGAAGAUCCGCACACUGGAACGCGAUCAGCAGCGCCCCGCCGGCGGCAAGUACGAUCGGUCGGAGAAAAAGUCGGGUGAGUACGACUCAAACCGGAUCGAGUCGACGACGUACAGUUGCGGUUUGGAUCAUGCGCAACUCGAGCAGGAGGGUCGCGAGUUACGCAUGAAGGUACGCCGCUUAGAAACACUGCUUGCCGAAAAGGAGGCAGAGUUGGCAAGAUCGCGGGCAAAACUGCUCGAAUCACCCAGCAAGGCAAGCAGUUUGGGUGGUGGUAGUGUCGGUGCGGACGUCGAGCGGUACCGAAGCGCCCAGGUACAGGCCGAACGAUUGUUAGACGCGCGGGAACAAUCGCACCGGCAGCAGGUCACCCGGCUAGAGAACCAGAUCGCUAUGUUGAGGGAACAGCUGGCACAGGAAGCGAAACGACGCCAGCAGUACAUAUUACGUAGUUCGCGCGCUGGUAGAGAGAUGCAGCAGCUGCGACAGACCAUCGGAGAUUCGCUGCGCAAUGUGGCGCAGGAUCCACUCGACACGAGUUUGCUGGAAAGUGAGGCACGCCGACUGGACAGCGCGGUAUCGAUGAGCUUGCCGCCAACUACGUCCGCUACUGGUAGAGGAAGAGGAGAGUACGAUCGCAGUCUUAGUCCUACGUUUCGUUAGUAGCACUUGACCAGUAAUACUUCCCAUAUUACAAAUAUAUACACUGCCCCCCAUACAUUUUAGUGGCAAAUGGCCAAACGACGACUACACAAAGUCGUUUGCAAGAGCGUCGUGUUCGACCAAACCAAACGAAAGUGGCCCAAUCGAAACGCCAUUUUAACAUAUCCGUCCAUCAUCUAACUUAGACUAGAAGCUGCGAAUCACCUUUACCAACAUGUCGCUUUAAGUAGAAACGUUUGAUCUCCGAGAAAUAGUUAUCCAAACUUGAAACGUUAGGCAAGGUGGACCCAUUAACUGAAAAAUAAUAAUCAAUUUCGAGCAAUCAUUUAAAUGCACACCAAUGCUUUUAAUAGUUCACAGUGAUUACAGUACCCAACACUGCACGGCAGAAGAAGAAUCAUCAAAUCGUACGCAAAUGAAUACAUAUUUAGAAUAAGUACAGCCACAAACUGCAAUGAACUAAGGGUUGUAACGGAUAUCGUUAUGAAGAUCUCAUUAUCAUGAAAUAUAUUCAGGUUUUAGGGAGUAUUUGCGAGAAGAGUAAUUCAAAAAGAACACACAUCAGCAUCGUCGCUUUAAAUCACAAUUUUAACAAUCAACAGAAUUGUUCCUCUAGCGUGUAAGAUUUGGCUCCGUUUAGGACAAAAACAACCCCCCAUUAGCUAAUCAUUUUUAACCGACCGAUUGUCGUGCAUAUGAAAAUCAACAUGAAAUAAAGUA
Messenger RNA from Anopheles merus, 8026 nucleotides. RefSeq names its product rootletin (gene Root). Bases 113 to 7306 code for a protein of 2397 amino acids. The record is from RefSeq and is a predicted model, not a curated record. The transcript is spliced from 11 exons. NCBI's taxonomy places the organism in Eukaryota, Metazoa, Arthropoda, Insecta, Diptera, Culicidae.